Molecule: messenger RNA, 2200 nt
Organism: Vombatus ursinus (common wombat)
Lineage: Eukaryota; Metazoa; Chordata; Mammalia; Diprotodontia; Vombatidae
Gene: ARL10
Product: ADP ribosylation factor like GTPase 10
Exons: 4
Coding region: 117-800 (227 amino acids)
Molecular function (GO): GTP binding; GTPase activity
Source: RefSeq, a predicted model, not a curated record
GGUCUGGGUGGUGGCUUGGGCUGUGGUUUGGGCAUAGGCUCUGCCUCUGUCUCUGCCUCUGCCUCUGGCUCCAGCUCACGCCCAGGCUCUGGCUCCUCAUCCUGCUGCACCUCCUCAUGGCUCCACGGUCCCUCAGCCACGUUAUGCUAUUGCUGGGUGGUGCUGUGGCCGUGCUGGGCUCAGUGCUCUUCUUUGUAUGGAAGGCCUACUUCAGUGACGGGAGCGGGCGGCGGCGGAGGCCCUGGUGGGAAGCGGAGCUGAGCCCCUACGUGGGGGAGUUGGAUCCAGAUGAGCGACAGGUCCUGGUGCUGGGCCUGGAUGGAGCUGGGAAAAGCACCAUCCUCCACUGCCUCUCCGGCCAUGGAGCCAAAGAGCGCAUGGCUCCCACCUGGGGUUUCAACUCUGUUCGGCUCCCCACGGAGAGCUUCCAGAUGGAUUUGCUAGAGGUUGGUGGCAGCCAGAACCUGCGGUUUUACUGGAAGGAGUUCCUGAGCCAGGCAGAUGUGCUGGUGUUUGUGGUAGACUCUGCUGACCGGCUACGGCUGCCCUGUGCUCGGCAAGAGCUGCACAUGCUGCUGGCAGAAGAUCCGGACCUUCCUGUGGUUGUAGUAGCCAAUAAACAGGACAAGAGUGAGGCCUUAAGCGUGGCUCAGCUGCAGCAAGAACUGGACCUGCAAGCCUUUGGCCAGCGUGAGUUCUUUUUGCUGCCAGCCAGCAUUCCCCCUGCUGGGCCAGGUUCUUCACCUCCAAGCAUUCACCAUGUCUGGACACUGCUAUUGGACCUUCUCUCCCAAGCUUGACUGGGAAUAUACCUCCUGGGGUAAGGGCUCCCCACUCACCUUCCCACCCAGCCCAUAACCUUCAGGUUGGAGAGGUGCUUUUGUGAGGAUCACUGAAAGCCCUGGAUUUGGAGCCAAGACCUAGGUUCCAAUCUAGACCGCCAGGGAAGUCACUGCACCUCACCUGUGUCCUCAUCUGUAAGAUGAGGGGUUGGUCCAAAGUGGUUCUUUUAGGUACAAAAUCCUGAACCUGGAUCCUAAAAUUAUAAUCCUGGUGCUCAGAUGAAAAGAAUUUAGGAGCUCAAUAGAUACUGUUGGCUUCCUUCUUUUCCUUAGGCUUCUGGGUAAAUCUGGGCUCCCAGGAAAGAAAUCCAUAGAGGGAUACUUUCCUUCUCUGCCUACUGUAUCUGGGAUGACUAGGGCAGUGGUCACCUUUCAGGGAGCCCCACAGUGAGCAGCCCUUUUAAGCUCUGCUCUCAGGCCACAAAGUGGCCCUUUGGAUAACCUGCCUACAGUGCCAAACCAUCUCAUACAGGAAGUGGCCUAUGAAUGAUACUAUAGUAUAAUGGAAGAAAACACUAGAUUUGGAGUCAGAAGACCUGGACUCGAAUUUAACUGUGUUACUUAUGAUCCAUCUGACUGCAAGCAAAUUGCUUUCCUUCCUUGAGCCUCAGUUUCUUCAUCUCUGCCUGGCAAAAGAACCCCUGUCUCACAGGGUCAUGGUGAGGCUCAAGAGAACUUGGUGCUACUGACCUCACAGGGUUGUUGUGGGCAAUGUGUUUUGUGAAUUAUAAAGCACUGUGGAAAUAUAAACUAUUAUUUUAAUUUUUAUUAUUAAGGAAGCAUGGCAUAGUAGAUAGUCAGUAAAACCUCGGUUCAAGCCUCAUUUCAGACUGAUACUGGCUAUGUGGCCUCAGUUAUGCUACUUUGCUUUUCUUGGACUACAAAUUACAGAACAGGUGUUGGUACAGGAAGUUUCCUGACUCGCAAUUCCUUACACUACUGAAAUCAUAGGUCAGGACUAAUUCCCCAAUUAUUUAUUGGUGUUAUGUUAUUCACUGUUUGAUUUGCUUCCUGGGUUUCCAUGAAGGUGGAUGAAGAAAGUUUAUUUUCAGGGCCUGACUAGUGGUUAGAUGGGGAGUAUAUAGUUUUCAUGUAGGUACUGCAAAGGGACAGAGCUGGGCCUAGAACUGAACCGAAGAUAAAGUGGGAUUGCCUUUGACAAACUGCAGCACUUUUAAUGAUCCCAAGCUGCUAGCUGCAGUAAAAGUCUUCCCCCCUUUUGGGGGGGGGGGGGUCCAUUCCAGCAUUUUAUUUGUAGGUUAUGUGUUACACCCUUAGAAAAAGAAUCCCAGGGGCAGCUAGGUGGCGCAGUGGCCCUGAAGUCAGGAGCACCUGAGUUCAAAUCCGGCCUCAGACCA